Oncorhynchus nerka (sockeye salmon) is the source of this 846-nucleotide messenger RNA. RefSeq names its product lysine-specific demethylase phf2-like. The transcript is spliced from 5 exons. The record is from RefSeq and is a predicted model, not a curated record. Lineage: Eukaryota; Metazoa; Chordata; Actinopteri; Salmoniformes; Salmonidae. The annotation marks the transcript as partial.
AAUGCGGCUAAAGCCAUUAAGAGUGAUUCGAGUAGCAAGGCUCCUGUGGAGGAACCCCCUGCUGCCCCAUUAGAGCCUGAGGACCCUACUUCCCCCUCCAGCCACCCCUCCCCGUCCCCUCCUCCUCGGGAGAAACCAGCCAGGAAGAAGGCCUCCAAGCCACCAAAACCUCCAAAGGUCCCCAAACCUCCCAAGGUCCCCAAAGCGAAGGAGGGAGGGAAGAAGAAAGGAAAGAAAGAGAAGGAAGUCCCUGCUCCUCCUCCCCCCCCUCCGUCGAAGCCCUCCAGCCUGGCAGCUCUGGAGUCUCACGCCAAGGACAUCCUCAGCAAGAUGGACCAGCCCAAGAAAGGAAAGAUGGGGGGCAAGGCGACUAAGAAUGUCCUGAGCAUGUCGGAAAAGGACACCUGUAAGCAGAACGACCUGGAGAAGUUUGAGAUCCGAGAACAGAACAAGAAACAGACGGAAGCCAAGUGGAAAUAUAAGAACAGCAAACCAGAUUCCUUACUGAAGAUGGAAACUGAAGAGCACAAGUUUGAGAGAACGCCACUAUCAGGCAACAAAGACAAGUUUUCAUUCUCAUUGACACACAAGAAGUUACUAGGUUCUAAGCUGAAGCCCCAGACCAACUCCAGUGUGUUCAGCUCGUUACAAAACCUAAAGGAGGACAAGACCAAGCCGGUGAGAGACGAGUACGAGUACGUGUCAGACGAAGGAGAGUUGAAGAUUGAUGAGUUCCCCAUCAGGAGGAAAAAGAACGCCGUCAAGAGGGACUUAUCCUUCCUGUCAAACAUCAAAGACCCAAUCCACCCAUCCAAGAAGCCAAAGCUCCUCCCCUCUGCUGUCAAG